Nematolebias whitei (Rio pearlfish) is the source of this 1298-nucleotide messenger RNA. RefSeq lists its product as uncharacterized. NCBI's taxonomy places the organism in Eukaryota, Metazoa, Chordata, Actinopteri, Cyprinodontiformes, Rivulidae. The record is from RefSeq and is a predicted model, not a curated record. Bases 177 to 1166 code for a protein of 329 amino acids. The transcript is spliced from 7 exons.
UAACAUAUCCAAGUGCAAACGGGGGGGGAAAUGUCAUUUCAGGUCGUUUCCUUUUAAUUUACCUAAUAUUUUUUAACAAACGAGAAGGCGUCCGAGUAAAAGGGCAGAUAUUUUGAAGCUGAAGUUUACGGGAAUAUUUAAUUGCAUUUAUUUGAGAGUUGGCUAAUAGCUUGAAUAUGCAAAACUACGCACAGGCUGUUAAGGACUUUGUAGAGAACCAUGCGACUGGGCUCACAGUAGCCUUUGUGACAGGGGUAGGCGUGUUGGCCUUCCGAAGAUGGAUGGCAGGCAGCGUGUGUCGGAGCAAGGUCAGGCUGGAUGGCAAAACAGUCCUGAUCACAGGAGCUAACACUGGCAUUGGGAAGGAGACCGCUAUGGACAUGGCUCAGAGAGGGGCCAGAGUAAUCUUGGCCUGCAGAGAUAUGACCAAAGCCCGAAUCGCAGCAGAUGAGAUUCGUCAAAAGAGUGGGAAUGGCAACGUGACGGUGAAGAAACUGGACCUCGCCUCCCUGCAGUCUGUCAGAGACUUUGCUAAAGAUGUCCAGGAGAACGAGGACCGCUUGGACGUCCUGAUCAACAAUGCAGGCAUUAUGAUGUGUCCGAAGUGGAAAACCGAGGAUGGUUUUGAAAUGCAGUUUGGUGUGAACCACUUGGGACAUUUUCUCCUCACCAACUGUCUCCUUGAUUUGCUGAAGAAGUCUGCUCCAAGUCGCAUUGUCAUUGUCUCAAGCCUUGCACACGAGAGAGGUCGAAUACAUUUUGAUGACAUUAACCUUGAUAAAGAAUACAAACCAGAAAAGAGCUACUACCAAAGCAAGCUGGCAAAUGUUCUCUUUGCCAGAGAACUGGCUGCAAGACUGCAAGGCACCAAUGUGACCGUAUACAGUCUUCACCCUGGGGUCAUCCGCACAGAGUUAGGCCGCCAUUCGCUUCAAACCAUGGCUCUGUGGAAGAGGAUUUUGUUCUCAGUCCUUAUCUUUUUAAUUAAAAAUCCCUGGGAAGGAGCCCAAACUACCAUCUACUGCGCUGUGGACGAAAGUGCUGCAAACCAGAGCGGCCUCUACUACAGUGAUUGUGCCCUGAAGACACCGGCACCUCAUGCUCUGGAUGAUGCUGCAGCCAAGAAGCUGUGGAACCUCAGUGCCUCCAUGGUUGGACUGGCUUAAACACGGGAGCCUAGGAUGCUCCUACAGUGGCUACCAUUCCUGCUGUAGAGUUAGUAUUUUUGUUUAUUUGAAUGAAUAAUGCACUGAAAUCCUUCAUUAUAGUCCAACAGGUUGAAGGGUUUUACUUUACAU